AUGAAGCUCACGCAAUACAUAUUUACGGCCCUUGCCUUUCUUCGGCCCCGUUCGAGCAGCGAUGAGUCUCCCGCGGCGUUCCCCCGUAUAUAUCGAUACAUUGUCGAUACAUGGGUUCGGCGGCCACUGGCUCCUCUGAUCUCGUUGACGGCUGUCGCUGCGCUCACCCUGCACCUCCUCAAGAUGGCGUAUUUCCUACCACCCAAGAUCUCGGACGCCGCGAUUCGACGAACUACAUCUACGCCUCAGGCAGCUCCCGCACCCAAGAAACAGCAGCAGUCACUCAUAAGAACCUGGACGGAGCGCCGACGCACUGCCUCGUUGGGAGAGUUUAUGAAGAACAUGUUUCCAAGUCAGCGCCCUGAACGCGGUGGCACCAGCAGGGGGCAGGGAUAUUGGGAGCAGAUGGAGAAUGAAGGGAAGGCACGGCCUCGACGGCGCAUGCCAGAUAGCCAGUACAGCGUCGGGGACGUUUCGGCGGAUUCCAGUCAUAUUGCUCGCUGGAACGUCCCGAGAGAGCUCUCGGAAGACCAGCCGUCUGGUUUGCCGCAAUCAAUGCAACAGCAACAACCUGCUGUGCCCGCGAACUCGGAAGCCUCAUCGCCGCCGAAUGAGAUACUGCCGGACCAGAGCUGGAGUUGGAGCCCUCAUAAUGGCUCUGAAAAUUCAAUCUCUGUGACGAAGGUAGGGGGGGUUUUACAGAGCAACUACGACGAAAGUAAUGCCCUCCACACGAGCAGCUUGGGUAUGGAUACACAGACUGUGGCAGAGGGAAAGCAACCUCUUAGAUAUGAUUUGCGCCGGGCAAGAGUCAAGGCUCGACGACGCGAACGCCGAAGCUUGAGGGAAAGCGGCGAUUAUCUGGGUGUGCAAGGAGUCAAUCCCCAUACCGGAGAGCUGGACAUUAUGAGUCCCUCUGAAAGCAGUGCUGGAAGCUCAGCGAGCCAUCAGGGGACACCACACAGCCUUAUGAGUGCAUGGCGAGAUAUUUGGACCAAACACCACAGGCCGGGAGGCUCGCCCAAUAAAGACGAGCACAUGGAGGGUGAAGACCUUAUGAUUUCAAGGUCACUGAAGGGGAAGCAAAAAGUGAGAGAAUUGAACAAAGGCGUCAGAUGGAAGAGACGUGUGGGCGAAUGGUCUUCGUUGCAAGAGCCAGACUUGAGCCCCAUCGCUCAAUCUUUGAAAAGUGCAUCCCUGAGCUCUCGCAGGCCAUCUCACGUUCAGCAUCCCCCUCAGGCAAUCCAGCAACCAACAGACGUCUCUGACGGUGAAUCGCUGCAAGAUACCAAUCCUCCUCAUGCUAAGCCUCUCUCAAUCAAGGGACUUGGCAGUCAUAACGCUGCUUCAUCGCCAGAAGUAACUCCCCCAACCCGCAGCUCGUCCAAUUCCACGGAGCUCCAUGAGGGUGAAUCAGGCCUUGACGAAUCUGGCUCCCAUGCGAGCUCCAACCCUGCAGAUCAACCCGAGAACAAGCCUUUUUUAGGCAUAGCAGCCGAAAGGGACGCCAACCAGCCGCGCGCGGAGGCGAGCAAUAUAGCCCUUUCGGCAACCCAAUCUACCCAGUCGAUCCUAGCUUUUGGUCGGAAACCAGAGCGCUACUUCUGUUUCCCAGGAAUGACGAGCAUGACUCUGUUCAGCCCGGAUCAACACUCGAGGAUAGUCAGAGAGCCGCCUCCUUUGACCCUUCUCGAACAAAGCCCGUUGGAGGCCACGUCCCAAUUACAAUCUACAAACAAUCCCAAAAGGGCCCUGAGAAGGCCAUCGGAGACGCAUCGGAACCCACACGAUGGGAAAGCUAUCGAAAUAAAGACAGUGAAGGGGCUGAAGCAGGUGAUACCAAACAUUCCAAGAGCACAAACAUCAACCGGCCCGCUGCAGGAAGAGUCAGUCACCGCAGAGCUUCCUGCAACCUCCCACCACCCACAUCGACGACUUUCCAAGGUGGAGAUAAAUCAGGAUAUGAGAGAAUUGAAGGAGGGGGUAGCAAAACUGGACAAGCAGUGGUUGGAGCAACCUUGGUAUCUUCAAACCAAACCCGGGACGGAACACGAGCAGACGAGCAAUAUCUUGUGCGAAAUCCUGGGCAAGAGCAGCGAGAUCAAGGACCCUGCCUACAUACCCACCAUCAUCACUACUGGCUGCAACCGCCAAACUCCUCCCUCAGCCUCUCAGCCGGAAGAGCCGAUAGGCCUGGACCAUCUCCUUCAGCCAACCGGAGCCCGGCAAGAAGAAUUGAAUUGCAGUGUGCCGGCAGUGAGAUCAUCCAGGAACAACUCGGGCAACUUUCAUUCAAACCCAGCCAUGAGCUCCAAGCAGAAUCCAACCUCACCAGCAGAGGCCAGCUUGGUAGGCGAACCACGAGCAGACACUACAUGUCUGGAGCAGGAGUCUCACAAGAUGCAGCUAGGAGAGGGUCUCUGGCAAGGCAGACGUUCAGUGAAGGCUAUUAUGAUGGCUCCGGAAGAAAGCUCGUUGCGCAAGUCAACAUUUAUACAGGACCAAACAUUACAGGCUGCGAAUCAAAGCAAGAAUCUAUCAGCAGCAAGCCAAGAUACGCAACAAUUAGUGCCCGAGAGCGAAACAAGUCUAGCAGACCACCAAGUGCAGACACACAGCCCUCCGGAGAAGCAUCGAGUCAGCCCAGAGCACGGAGGCGAAGACGACACCGAAAGUCUUUUGCCAGAGGACCAGAAACUUGAAACCAAGGCUCUGAAUACAAGACCAGGGGAAAAGAGUGAUGAUAAAUUGGAGGCAGAGGAACAGCUUACCGAAUUGCAGCGUUUUCUGCCGUACCUGAAGACUUGGGCUCAGCUAUACUGGUCAACAGUCUGGCCAAUACUUGAUCUACGAACUUUACGAGUCCCGCAUGAAGGGCCAAUGCCUUUGUGGAAGGCCUGUCUGUUGAUAGUGCUCGCAACGCCGGCUGUGGGCCUCGGGUUUGUGGCGGUUGUCCAGGGAAUGAAGUUUGUCAUGUUCGUGGCCUGGCUGCUGGAUUACUCUGCGGAUGAUGAAUCGGCAAUCUGGGCCUAA
Molecule: messenger RNA, 3033 nt
Organism: Trichoderma virens Gv29-8
Lineage: Eukaryota; Fungi; Ascomycota; Sordariomycetes; Hypocreales; Hypocreaceae
Exons: 3
Coding region: 1-3033 (1010 amino acids)
Source: RefSeq, a predicted model, not a curated record